Nymphaea colorata (pocket water lily) is the source of this 1331-nucleotide messenger RNA. RefSeq names its product SPX domain-containing protein 4-like. NCBI's taxonomy places the organism in Eukaryota, Viridiplantae, Streptophyta, Magnoliopsida, Nymphaeales, Nymphaeaceae. The record is from RefSeq and is a predicted model, not a curated record. Gene Ontology annotation, biological process: cellular response to phosphate starvation. The transcript is spliced from 2 exons. Bases 66 to 479 code for a protein of 137 amino acids.
UUAGGGUUUCUGGACGGGUGGGGAAGGGUGAUUCCGCCUCUUUGCUGGGGUGAAGAGAAGAGACGAUGAAGUUCGGGAAGGAGUUCGGCACGCACCUGGUGCAGACGUUGCCGGACUGGCGGGACAAGUUUCUCUGCUACAAGCCCCUCAAGAAGCUCCUCAAGCAGAUUGCCGUUGCCGACCCUGCUGGGUCGGCCGGUUUCUACGACGGCUUUAACGUCAACGGAUCGGCUUCCUCCGUUCCCCGGUCCGCCGGGAAUGGCGUUGAGCCCGGGCAUAUGUUGGAUGGGCUCGGAGGCGACGGAAUUAGGCUUUCGACUCUGGAGGAGUGGUUCGUGGGCCUUCUUGAUCGCGAGUUGGAGAAGUUCAAUGACUUUUACGUUGAUAAGGAGGAGGAGUUCAUCAUUCGGUUGCAGGAGCUGAAGGAAAGGAAAGGAUUGAAUGGCAGAAACAGAAAACUCAUGGUAACGGUGAUUUGACGUUUGAGAGUGAGUUCCUGAGGAGAUGAUAGUCAUCAGAAAUGACUAUGUUGCCAUCCAUGGGGAAAUGGUACUUUUGGAGAACUAUAGCUCCCUCAACUUCAUAGGAAGUGCUUGCUCUUUCUUACUUUAGCUAUAAAAGUCAUCUAGUAGUGGUGCCUAAAAGAACUACCAUUUAUAGGUAUUCUGAAAAUUUUGAAAAAGUAUGACAAGAGAACAGGGGCACUAUUGCGCCUACCAUUCACACAGCGUGCUCUGCAUCAACCAUUCUUCACCACGGAGCCCCUUACCAGGCUUGUCCAUGAAUGUGAAGACAAUCUUCAACUUCUUUUCCCCCUGGAGGCAGAGGUUGCUGAACCUCAAGACACAUGCUGAGCAGACUGAUAACUCGAACUCCACCGAGGCUGCGGUAAUCUUCAUGGAAACACCAUUGAAAUUUACCGGAGUACUCUGGCAGCAAUCAGGACAAUACAAGGGCUGAGACGAGAGGGUUCCACUUACAAUCCUUCGUCUUUUGCGUCCGUUUUCCGUGAUCAGGACGAUAAUGAGUCCCGAGCUACAGCAGCUGAAAAAUCCGUUUCCGACUCAUCAACCGUCUUGCAGAAUGAAGAGAGACCAAGAGACGUCAUUUACUGUAAGCAAAGCUGAUUAAAACGUGGUGACUUGUUUUGCUUUUAGUGGAGAGGGUAAAUGUUUGAUGAGAAUAAUUAGAACUUCUACAAAAUGCGUAGCCUGCCUGUAUAAAACUUUGUAACAGUAUUUCCUAAUAAAAUCUCCACGGAACUGUAACUGGUACUUUUUACUGUUAUCAAUAAAAGUUCAACCGAUGACUCUGAGCCGCUUUGUUCUGAA